Toxoplasma gondii ME49 is the source of this 2640-nucleotide messenger RNA. Its product is annotated as Rab18/RabC-family small GTPase. The record is from RefSeq and is a predicted model, not a curated record. NCBI's taxonomy places the organism in Eukaryota, Apicomplexa, Conoidasida, Eucoccidiorida, Sarcocystidae. Gene Ontology annotation, molecular function: GTP binding; GTPase activity. The transcript is spliced from 5 exons. Bases 1167 to 1805 code for a protein of 212 amino acids.
GUGGAGGAAUCGUCCCUUUUCGCUUGCGUUUCUCGGACUAGGUUGCCCUUCUUGUUGUAGGCCUUGGACUAGCCAGCCGCUUCUCCCGAAAAGGCGCUCACCGCCGGUCUCCAGCUGGUCGACAGUUUUUCUUUCUUUUGGCCUAUCGCUGCCAGCGAGACCUCUUUCUCCUUCCUUUCGAGCAAAGAGUCGUUCGUUUGUUCGUAUUCGCUGUUUUGGGUCCCCUUUUUGAAUCUGGAAUCUGUUUGGCUUCCGCGGUCGUGCAUACGCGCCCCGUACGCGUGCAUGCGGGCUCGUCCGGACUCAGACAGCUCGCUCCGCAGAAGGAAAAAAAGUCUUCUGCUUCUCUUUCCUUCCUCCACCCACUUUGCAGAAUUCGCUGAGACACACUCGUAAGCUCGGUGUGCCUGCUUGUUUACCUUGUUGCUCGGGAAGGCGCGCGGCCUCUUCGCGGAAGCCACUCCAGUCCAAAGUCGAAGAGAGAGAAAACGCACUGUUCUAAACAGCCGAGACGUCUCCGAAGUCCUUUUCUGAGCUCCGGCAUGUCUCCGUCUCUUCGUCGACCUUUCAGCCCUGCGCGAAACGCUCUCCUUUCUAGCCGUUGACGGCUACAAUACUUGCAUGCAAAGAGAGGACUUCGGGUCACCAAACGUCACACGUCUCCGGAAUUUGAGUCUUUCUUUGGCCUCGAUUUCCGGAUUUUUCGUUCUCGUCUCGAACCCUUGCAUCCGUUCUUCCUUCUCGCCGAUGAAUGUAUGCCGACGAUCCUGUAAACGCAGGUACUUUUGCACCCUGUCGUCGUAGAUUUCGUCUGACUCGAGUAAGAAUGUGUUUGGUAAAUUCUUUUGGAUCUCCAGAAAGAGCGAUUCCUGAGAGUUGACCAGUGUCCUGUCUUUGCGUAGGUUAAUCGAGGAAAGUGAGACUUUUUUCCAGAGCGGUGUUUUCCCUCCGUCAUCGUUAAAGAUGCCGCCUCUUUCUCUCCCGUCCACCACGUAGUCUCUCCUCAGAGCUCGGUUUCCAGUUCGACAGAGUCGCCUCGCAUCGGCCUCGCUUUCUUCUUCCACUCCGCGGCUUCUCUCUGUCAUCUUGUCGCCUCCAUUCCUUUUUCGCCAUUUUCCCCGAGAGUGUGUCUUUCCUUCUCUUUCCUCGCUUCUUCUCUCUCCACGAUGCACGGUCGCGCAGGAGAGCCCGCUAGCUACGACCAUUUGUUGAAGCUGCUCCUCAUCGGAGACAGCGGCGUCGGGAAAAGUUCGAUUUUGCUCAGGUUUGCCGAGGAUGUCUUCAACGAAAAACAACUCUCAACCAUCGGAGUUGAUUUCAAAGUCAAGGCCAUGACGGUUGGGGACAUGAGACUGAAGCUGGCGAUCUGGGACACAGCCGGACAAGAGAGAUUCAGGACUCUCACUUCUUCGUACUACCGAGGCGCCCAAGGAAUCAUAAUGGUUUACGACGUCAGCAACCGGCAGUCCUUCUUGAAUCUGCAGUCGUGGCUCGACGAGAUUUAUCGCUACUCGACGAACGCCGAUGCAGUUCUCAUGCUGGUCUCAAACAAAGUGGACAAGCGAACUGUGCAAGUCGAGCGCCGAGAGGGAGAAGCCUUUGCGUUCCAGAAAGGCAUGCUUUUCGUGGAGACAUCUGCCAAGACGCGCCAGGGCGUCGAUCACGCGUUCGAAGAGCUGGUGCAGAAAAUCUUGGAUACGCCGUCACUCCUCGUCAACACAUCCCCCAUCGGAGCCGCACCACGCCAACUGUCUCACGCUCGCGAGGGAGAUGCGCUGAAUGCGGCCGCCGGGUGUUCCUGUUGACUGAAAAAGCGUUCAAGCAGAAACCGAGAAAGAGGGGAGGAUUUGAAAACGACUGAGAUGCAGAUAACAGCAGCGCCGGAGAGCGCUGCAAACAAGACACUCCCUCGGAUGCUUCCUGCGCAUCUCUCCCGUUGCCUGGCUGUCUACCUGUCGAGAAUCCGACCUCGACGCACGACUCACAGGAGGCUGUUGUCGCGUGUAUGUACACUGCAUGUGUCUGCAUGCGGUUAGGGUUCCCGUCGGCGGUCUGCGUUCGGCCCCAGAGGCCGGGCGUUGAUCUACUCUUGUCUCUUUGAGCGUCGUGGCGUCUCAAGCAAUCGGUUGUGUUCCCUGCAUCUGCCUACCGCUGCUUUCCUGCUUUCUGCCUCUCGAUGUCUUGUGAACGUUUCCUUCCCUCGCUCGUUUCCAUGAUUCGUCUCUCCGUGAGGCUCGACGGUCUGGCCAAGCGAGCGCUCACCUCGCUCUCACCUCUUGCCCAUAAAAAGCAGCUCGCGUCAACAGGAGGGAGAAGUCCUGUGGGCUGAAGAGGGCAGCGAAACGUUAGAUUGUACCCCCUGGUAGCUUUUUUCCGAUGACGCAAUGCUCUCUCGAGUGCAUCUGUCUUCGCGUCUGCCUUGCAUGCGCGGCGUUGCCCCCCCUGAGGCAACUGGCUCGUUCGCUCGGCUGUAUGUACACCCCAGUAGAAUGGGGUGUCGUUUUUGCGUUUUCGACCUUCGUAUAGGCAGAUAAAUGCAGCGAAGGGCGUCGCCGCCUCAGGGAAAGGAGAGAGAGGACAGUUGCGGUUUCGCAAUAAGACCCCGAGAGCUUCUUCUGUCGCAGCACAGAUAAACUCGCG